GGAAGGAAGCCGAUGGAGAGGGAGCAGAGGGCGAAGAGAGACCCGGAGACUGUGGGUACCAGGACGGGGACGAUGAACGUUGGAGGAGAGAUGAAGAUCUACUGCCCGAUCUGCAACUGGGUGGUGAUCAGCCUACCCGCCCUGGAGGACCACAUGACGAAGCACAAGGGCCUGACCAAGUCCGUGCUGUACCAGUGCCCCCACUGCCCGUACAGCACGGACAAAGCGGCCACGCUGAUCGGCCACCAGAGGAGCCAUGCCGACGAGAAGCUCUACAAGUGUUGGGUGUGCGAUGAAGUUUUCGCGAAUUCGGAAGACUACUGCUCCCAUCAGACCACGCACAUCAAUCGAGCGCGACGCAGGAAAUCGAUCGUCCCACCGCCAAGAGACGUCUCACCGGACAAGAGAAUCCACGCGGGCGAGAGGCCCUACCACUGCAACGUCUGCGGGGUGGACUUCACUCAAUCGCAACACCUCCUCAAACACCAGAGGAUCCACACGAACGAGAAACCGUACGUCUGCACCGUGUGCGGAAAGGCGUUCGUCCGCUCGGCCAACCUCGUCAUUCACACUCGGGUCCACACGGGCGAGAAGCCGUAUAAGUGUGCCACGUGCGGCAAGGCAUACAGCCAGUCGACGGCUCUCAUCAACCACAAGAGGACCCACACGGGCGAGAAGCCCUAUGGGUGCUCGGUGUGCAGGAAGCGAUUUGCCCUGUUGAAGGUUCUCGUCCAACAUGAGAGAACCCACACGGGCGAGAAGCCCUACGAGUGCACCACGUGCGGCAAGUCCUUCACCCAGUCGGGCACCCUGGGCAUCCACAAGCGCACCCACACGGGCGAGAGACCGUACACGUGCGACGUGUGCGACAGAUCGUUCACGCACUUGGGCACUCUCCACGUACACAAGAAGACGCACUCGGGUGGGAGGUCCCUCACGUGCCCCACGCGCGGGAAGGCCUCCUCUGAGGCAGGGAGUCUCCGGGCGUGCCAGCAGGCCCACGUGGAUUCGAGCGAGUCGACGCCGCCGGCCCGUCCCCCACUCCUCCGCCGCCGCACCCGCAGUAGGGCCAGACUCCACGAGGGCAUGACUGCCGCUGGUGAGGUCGUGGCGAGCCUCGGGGGCGAGAGUCCCGCAGCGACCCCCUCGGCAACCCCUUUGGCGACCCCUUCGGCAUCGCUAACAUCAGAACACGGCGAGACCCUCAGCUUCGAGACAUUGCCAGGGGUUAAGGUAGAAUGUGACGGUGAACAUCCUCCCGCCUCCCUACCGAACAUGAAGCGGGAGCGCGGCGGGUUCGCCAGCUUCGAGACGUGGUCAGGGGUGAAGGUGGAAUGCGACGGUGAAGAUCCUUCCGCCUCCUUACCGAUCAUAAAGCGGGAGCGCGGAGAGAUCGCCAGCGUCGAGACGUGGCCAGGGGUGAAGGUAGAACUUGGGGGGGAGGAUUUUUCAGUUCCCCUCUCGAUCGUGAAGCAGGAACAGGAAGAAAGCUCUGGCUGUGAGACGUGGCUCGGACGUCACGUCCCUUCGUCAUCUAUCGGUCGUGACGUCAUCCCCCCCCCCAACGGUCGUGACGUCACGCCGGCCUUGCUUGUUCCCGUUUUGCUCGCGCCAACGUCACUCGCACGCGACGGAAGGAAGCCGACGGAGAGGGAGCAGAGGGCGAAGAGAGACCCGGAGACUUUGGGGUGGGAGCAGAGUUCCAGGACGGGAACGAUGAACGAGGGAGGAGAGAUGAAGAUCUACUGCCCGGUCUGCAACUGGGUGGUGGUCAGCCUGCCUGCCCUGGAGGACCACAUGAAGCAGCACAGGGGUCGGACCGAGCCCGUGCUGUACCAGUGCCCCCACUGCCCAUACAGCACGGACAAAGUGGCCACUCUGAUCGGCCACCAGAGGAGCCACGCCGACGAGAUGCUCCACAAGUGCUGGGUGUGCGAUGAAGUUUUUGCAAAUUCGGAAGACUACUGCUCCCAUCAGACCACGCACAUCAAUCGAGCGCUACGCAGGAAGUCGAUCGUCCCACCGCCAAAAGACGUCUCACCGGACAAGAGAAUUCGCGCGGGGGAGAGGCCCUACCACUGCAACGUCUGCGGGGUGGACUUCACUCGGUCGCACUACCUCCUCAUACACCAGAGAAUCCACACUAACGAGAAGCGAUACGUGUGCACCGUGUGCGGAAAAGCGUUCGUGCGCUCGGCCAACCUCGAUAACCACACUCGGAUCCACACGGGCGAGAUGCCGUACAAGUGCGCCACGUGCGGCAAGGUAUACAGCCAGUCGACGGCUCUCAUCAAUCACAAGAGGACCCACACGCGCGAGAAGCCCUAUGGGUGCUCGGUGUGCGGGAGGCGAUUUACCCUGUUGAAGGUUCUCGUCCAACAUGAGAGAACCCACACGGGCGAGAAGCCCUACGAGUGCACCACGUGCGGCAAGUCCUUCACCCAGUCGGCCACCCUGGGCAACCACAAGCGCAUCCACACGGGCGAGAGACCGUACACGUGCGACGUGUGCGACAGGUCGUUCACGCACUUGGGCACUCUCCACGUACACAAGAAGACGCACUCGGGUGGGAGGUCCCUCACGUGCCCCACGCGCGGGAAGGCCUCCUCUGAGGCAGGGAGUCUCCGGGCGUGCCGGCAGGCCCGCGCGGGUUCGAGCGAGUCGACGUCGCCGGCCCGUCCCCCCCUUCUCCGCCGCCGCACCCGCAGUAGGGCCAGACUCCACGAGGGCAUGACUGCCGCUGGGGAGGUCGUGGCGAGCCUCGGGGGCGAGGGUCCCGCAGCGACCCCCUCGGCAACCCCUUUGGCGACCCCCUCGGCAUCGCUAACAUCAGAACACGGCGAGACCCUCAGCUUCGAGACAUUGCCAGGGGUUAAGGUAGAAUGUGACGGUGAAGAUCCUCCCGCCUCCCUACCGAACAUGAAGCGGGAGCGCCGAGGGAUCGCCAGCUUCGAGACGUGGUCAGGGGUGAAGGUGGAAUGCGACGGUGAAGAUCCUUCCGCCUCCUUACCGAUCAUAAAGCGGGAGCGCGGAGAGAUCGCCAGCGUCGAGACGUGGCCAGGGGUGAAGGUAGAACUUGGGGGGGAGGAUUUUUCAGUUCCCCUCUCGAUCGUGAAGCAGGAACGGAAAGAAAGCCCCGGCUGUGAGACGCGGCUGGGGUGAAGGUGGCGCACGGGUGCCCGAGUCUCUGCUUUGGGAACGGAUGUUGAGGUCUACGUGGGAAGCGUGAAGGUGAAGGCUCCAAAGCAAGCAUGUCGAGUGAGAGCGAGUCCUCGACUGGGACCUUUGUUAAUUUUGGUGGCGCGGGUGGAGGAUGUGUACUACACAGAGGGGGCAGGUCUCUUAGAGCGGAGAUUAAACACUCGAGAAGCUGACCGAGAGAGAUAAAUGCUGAGAAAAUGUCGUGUGAUACAUCGGCCGUUCGAAAGCAUGAGCGUGUCUGUACGACUGUGAAGGUACACAACGUGGAGGCAAUUUUUUUUGCUCUGAGAACAGAUACACGUGCAGUGAAAAAUACGUAGACUCUUUGUUUUAUUUUACCAGGUAAGGCCCACCACUGAGCCACAUAGCUAUCUUUCAGAAGCUACCUGGCCAUCACAAAUGUUACCUCAACGAAUCGGCCUAUCAUCACGUGGCACUUAUAGCAGUAGCCACAUGCUCUCUAAACGCCCGGUGAUGUUGAUUGUAAAUGUCGGGGGGGGGGGGGGGGUUGGGGAAACUGGAGGACCCGGAGAAAAAUCCACGUUAAUCACGGGGAGAGAGACGUGCAAAGUCCAAAUAUAUAGCAGCCCGUGUCAGAGCUGGGAUUGAACCCAUGAUCUCCUGGAUGCCAGACGAGGUAGUUAACAUUUCACCACCAUGUCACCUAACGGUGGAGGAGACGCCACACCAGAUUUUAAAGGAACACCGAUCUGGACGUGUGGGUGACGCAGCAGGCAAGGAUGGAUAACGUGCAACGGACUUAAACUUCGGUAAACACUCUUGAGUGGUGGUUAUUAACCUUCACUGUAGCCUUGGUUCUCAAUCGUUACAAAAUAAUUAUAAGUUGUCUCCUCCCUCGAGACAACAAAGGCCAAAAGAUCACCCCCUCCCCUGCCUCGCCGAAACAAAAGACAUCUGGAGGUUAAUUAUUCACAAGGUUGUCUUGGGAAAGUUGUAAAACUCGAUUGACCACCACGGCAUAGAAAUAAUCAAAAAAAUAGUGAGGCAGAAAACGCCAAUAUGGGCUGAUGAGAGCCUACACACAUGACCAUAGUGUGAGGAUCAUUCCUAUUGUGCUCCGAUCAAAGUCAACAUCUCCGAGGGAAUACUUGAGGCCGCCGCUACUCUUGAGUGUGCCCAGUACUUCGCCAACCCACAGACAAAGGAUAGUGAGGGUCGUAUCAGAGACUGAAGCGGAACGAUAUAACCUGAUCUGGAGCGUGUCCACUGAACAGAGUACAGACAACUGCCACGAGGAUUCUCGGAAAGAUGGGGAAAGACAUGACGGGCGCUGUCUCUCCCAGCCGUUCCUCAGUCUGCAAGGGUCAACCGUGUCUGGUGCAAAGGGGGAUGACGCGCUGCCGCCGGCGGACGAGCUAUAAACGAUAUCUGGUGACGUGAUCAUCGCGCACACGACUGCAGACGGAGCUGGACCCAUUGAUCUCUGCCAGCACGGGCACCGCAGUCAGCGUGAGCAGCAUGCUGACUCGACAACCACUCCAGCGGUGGACGUGGAGCCUGGCUGGAUGCAGCCGAGUAAAAUCACACGCCGUGUGCCGACAUAGACCCGCCGAUUCAAUGCCUCUGCUGGGGACCUGAGGUAUUUUCGGUAGGAGGAAACGCACCACUAUCAAGCCAAUGACAGCCUCUGGAGCCCAGAACCACCAAUAGAGAUUGUACGUGGACAAACUCAAGCCAUACUACCCGCUAUAAUUAUUGGACCUCGUGGUAACUGCUGUUGUAUAUGUCGGGUUAUGAAAUUUUGAUUAAAAAAAAUGAAGAUGUGAAAAAUGCGUAAAUCGUGGGAAGCAUGCUAAUUUAUGUAAUUAUGUGCAUAAAUUAUACCAAUUAUUUCAUGCAAAUGUUUGCGAUUAUGUUAAUGUGGGCCGUUAUGAUAAUUAGGCUUAGCUUUGCUGCCCAGAGUUGUAUCAAUCGGGAUAAAACAAUUAUUCUUGCUUAAACAUUUAUUGAUUAUAUCUUAGUGUGUUAUGUUAGGUCUCCAAAUUCAUAUCUCAACGCAGGAUACAGUUCUUAUAACGAAGAUUGUUAUGCAUGAACUUAGGAAAGAAACACUCAAACACUUCUGUGUUAAGCAAUUUUAAUUCUAAAUAAAAACAUGUCACUCUAAUAUGCGAACUCUCAUGCUUGGAAUUGUUAACACAUUACUCCUGGAUAUGUUUUCCUUAUGAUCCGUGCAUUUAACCCUCAGUGAUUAUAUUGUCAAACUGGGUAAUCAGAACAAUCAAUUAAUUCCACAGAGAAACGCGAGCAUAUCCGGCAACAGGUAGAGUCUUUAAAACAGGCAUGCAAUGAUAUAUCCCAAAGGCAAAGUUUCUGUGAAUUCAUUGUCAAGAUUAUGCAAUUAGCGAAAACGAAUGACUAAAAUACUUCUAACAAUCUUAUUCAUGUAACUCGACGGGCAGCAACUGCUUUUCACGAUCAGUUGAUAUUUAACGCACCACCUUGGAAUGGCAACCCUUCUCAAAACACAAAGAUAACUUUUUGGAACAAUCUUGUUCGUCCCGAUAUGCGUGUUGUGUGCGUGUGUAUUGUCCCCUUGAUAAAUUAUUGUUUUAAGCAGAAGCCGGGCGCUGUGUCAUGAGCUUGUGAGGUGGGGGAGGGGUAUACAAACAGCGGCUUCACUCCCUGCUCCCUCGCGCGGGCGUGUCUGCAGUGAGCCACCGGCUUUCUCUCUCCACAGCUAGAUUGAGCGGCGUCGGCACGAAGUUGUCCUUGAAGAGGCUCGGUCGCUUGGCGCUCGGUGGUGCCCGGCGAUUCCGUCGUCAGCGCGCGCAGCUCGUCAGCUGCGAAGGUUCCUCACUCUUGUCUUGGUUCCCAGCCGGUGCUGGUCAAUGUGUGUGUGUAUUAAACACACGGCGCUCUCGCUGGCGCUGACACCCGU
Lethenteron reissneri (Far Eastern brook lamprey) is the source of this 6103-nucleotide messenger RNA. Its product is annotated as zinc finger protein 420-like. Gene Ontology annotation, biological process: regulation of transcription by RNA polymerase II. The record is from RefSeq and is a predicted model, not a curated record. Gene Ontology annotation, molecular function: DNA-binding transcription factor activity, RNA polymerase II-specific; RNA polymerase II transcription regulatory region sequence-specific DNA binding. Lineage: Eukaryota; Metazoa; Chordata; Hyperoartia; Petromyzontiformes; Petromyzontidae. Gene Ontology annotation, cellular component: nucleus.